This is a messenger RNA of Melanotaenia boesemani (Boeseman's rainbowfish), 2238 nucleotides long. It is a transcript of the gene slc39a13, whose product is annotated as solute carrier family 39 member 13. Gene Ontology annotation, biological process: zinc ion transmembrane transport; intracellular zinc ion homeostasis. Gene Ontology annotation, molecular function: zinc ion transmembrane transporter activity. Gene Ontology annotation, cellular component: membrane. The transcript is spliced from 10 exons. The record is from RefSeq and is a predicted model, not a curated record. Bases 261 to 1409 code for a protein of 382 amino acids. Lineage: Eukaryota; Metazoa; Chordata; Actinopteri; Atheriniformes; Melanotaeniidae.
AAUGGGGCGGGAUCCAUGUUGAGACUCCCUUCUCGUGUUUGUGUUUUCCCCUCCAGGAUCCUGAUACGUGGCUGUUUUGGGAAAGCCGUAGUGACUUCCCUGCCUGCCCGCAGCAGCUGUAGCAGCUGGGAGUCUGGCGGAGCUCAGCGGCUCAAGCCUGACCUCAUCAAGCUGGCCUGGAUGGCAGGGAUACACUGGUGCACAGACUGCCGAAACCACAAGGACUACUGGUUGCAAGUAAUUUUUGGACCUUGGAACGGAUGAAAGGUGGAAACUAUUGGAAGCCCAGCUGGGCUGUAGCUGCUCUGUUUGUCCCUGUUACCCUGCUGAUGCUGACCUUCAGGGGGGCGUCAAGCAGCCAGAAGAUGAUUCAAACCGCUAUGUCUCAAGCAACAGCCACAGCUGCAGGAUCAGGCCCCAGCCUGACAGAUGACCUCCCUGGCUUCAAGGCAGUAGCAGACUUUUUAGCCAGUGAGCACACACAUGUCUGGCUCCUGUCCCUGGUGGGCUCUGUUGCUGUAGGCCUCAGUGGGAUUUUUCCCCUGCUUGUUCUUCCUAUUGAAGCUGGAGCAGCCCUCAAAACAGAAGCUGGAUGUCAGAAGCUAAAGCAGCUCUUGAGCUUUGCUAUUGGUGGUCUCCUUGGUGAUGUAUUUCUUCACCUCCUUCCUGAGGCAUGGGCACUCUCCUGCUGUUCAGCUGGUAAACAAAACCAGUACAUGACCCAGGGCUUGUGGGUAAUCAUCGGUCUGCUGGCCUUCCUCCUGCUGGAGAAAAUGUUCCCAGACCACGACAGCCUUGAGGAUCCCACCUCAGAUUCAGACCUGAAUUUUAACCUGUCUACACAGUCUAAUUCUGCUUUCGGUGGAAAAGCUGUGGCAUCACUCAGAAAUGGACACCAUACUGAGUCAUGGAAAUCCUCCAAGCAACAAAGUCUGCAGGGUAGAUCAGAGAAAAUCAAGAUAAGUGGGUACCUUAACCUGCUGGCCAACUGCAUUGACAACUUCACUCAUGGACUGGCAGUAGCCGGGAGUUUCCUGGUUAGCAAGAAGGUUGGGUUCCUUACUACCUUUGCCAUCCUGCUUCAUGAAAUCCCCCAUGAGGUGGGAGACUUUGCCAUUCUGCUGAGGGCAGGGUUCGAUCGCUGGAGCGCCGCUCGCAUGCAGCUGUCUACAGCACUGGUCGGGGUCUUGGGGGCUUGUUUCGCUCUGUGUGUUCAAUCUCCAAAAGGCACAGAAAGCACCAGUAGCUGGAUAUUGCCUUUCACUGCUGGAGGCUUCCUCUACAUAGCCUUAGUGAAUGUGAUGCCUGACCUCCUUCAGGAGUCCAGUUUAAGACAAUCUCUACAGCAAAUACUGCUCAUUCUAUGUGGUGUGGCCAUCAUGGCGCUGCUCUCUGUCAUUGUUGACUGAACAUGGACGAACAUCUGUCUGGCCUUACCAAAUACCCACCACUCAUUUUUGUUACCCAUCAUUCAUGGAAACAUUUUAAUUAGGAGGUUUUAAGAGAUUAACGAAAUGUCACACUAAUGCAAAUAUGUAACAAGGAACAGCACUUUAUGGAGGGAUGGCUGAAAGGAAGACUCUCGAUCAGCUGACUGGACUUUUAUGUGUGGACACUUGAAAAAUGUGCCCCACGUAAUUAUCAGGGGAGGAUCAAGAGGAUUUGUAUUAAAUGUUACCAAACUGUCUUUCUGACGAUCAUGAUGUGUUACACAAGUAUUUACACAGGUACACUUUAUUGUACAAUCACAACAAUAAUUCCAUUUUUUUUAAACACACCUGCUUUUACUGGCCCUGUGCAUGGACCUUCUUUUCACUAUGUGUUCCAACCCAAAUUAUGUAUAUACUGUAUGUGUGGUUACUUUAGUGCAUUCUCUGUUUCUGAUGUUGCUUCUUCAUAUUUAUUGAAAAUGAAAACGGUUAAAUUUACUCCCAUUAUUUUGCAUUUUAUAAAAAUAAGUGCCAAGAGGUCAAGUUGAUCAUAUCCACACCAAAGUACCUUUUUAUCUGUUUUUCUUCCUCUUACUUAAUAAUCUGCACCUUCCGAGCAUGUCUUGAUGCUCACAAAAUCUGUUUUAAAGAAAUUAUUGAUGUGGGUUAAUAUUUAGUUUUGACUUGAUAUUUGUUAAUAACAAUAUUUUGAAGACUAGAGACGAUAGCAACUCUUAGAAAGUUGACCACAAGGGAUUAUUCAUGUGAUGUUGUUUUACUCCUUAUGAAAUAAACUUUAAAUUUUAGA